UGAGCUCAAAAGGAAAAGACAACGUUAUCAAUUACUACCAUAACGACACCACCCACCAUUAUCGUUACACAACCAUGUUCCCAUGGAUGAUCAUUGGCUUUGCCACCAUCACAUUCCUCAUCUUCAUACACCGUGUCGUGAAGUUCUCAACACGUCCCUCACUCCCACUCCCUCCGGGCCCAAAACCAUGGCCCAUAAUAGGAAACUUUCCCCAUAUGGGCCCCGUGCCGCACCACUCCCUCGCAGCCUUGGCCCGAGCCCACGGCCCGCUCAUGCACCUCAAAUUGGGCUUUGUGGACGUCGUGGUGGCGGCGUCGGCCGCCGUGGCAGAACAGUUUUUGAAGGUUCAUGAUGCAAAUUUUAGUAGCCGGCCGCCCAACGCCGGAGCUAAGUACAUAGCUUAUAACUAUCAGGAUCUUGUGUUUGCUCCGUACGGUGCACGGUGGCGAUAUCUCCGGAAAAUCACCAACCUCCACCUCUUCUCCGGCAAGGCCUUGGAUAAUUUCAAACACUUGCGUCAGGAAGAGGUAUCAAGAUUGACACGGAACAUAUCAAAAUCCAACUCAAAAGUUGUCAACUUGGGACAACUACUUAAUGUAUGCACUACCAAUGCAUUAUCCAGGGUAAUGAUCGGAAGGAGAGUGUUCAACGACGGUGACGGUGGGUGUGAUCCUAGAGCUGAUGAGUUUAAGGCCAUGGUGGUGGAGUUAAUGGUGUUAGCGGGUGUUUUCAACAUAGGUGACUUUAUUCCUUCUUUGGAGUGGCUAGACCUUCAAGGAGUGCAAGCUAAGAUGAAGAAAUUGCACAAUAGGUUUGACGAAUUUUUAACCAGCAUUAUUGAGGAACACAAUACUUCUUCCAAGAGUGAGAAUCAUAAGGAUUUGUUGAGUACGUUGUUGUCGCUUAAAGAUGUUCCUGAUGAUGAUGGAAACAAACUCAAUGAUAUUGAGAUCAAAGCACUGCUUCUGAACAUGUUCACAGCUGGGACUGACACGUCAGCUAGCACAACAGAAUGGGUCAUUGCAGAACUGAUCCGUAGCCCAAGAAUUCUAGCCCAGGUCCAACAAGAAUUGGACACAGUCGUGGGCCGAGAAAGAAACGUGAGAGAAGAUGACUUGCCUCAUCUCCCAUACUUGCAAGCAGUAGUGAAAGAAACCUUCCGUCUUCACCCAUCAACCCCUCUUUCACUGCCACGUGUCGCAUCUGAGAGCUGUGAGGUACUGGGUUACCACAUACCAAAGGGGUCCACUCUCUUGGUGAACGUGUGGGCCAUAGCCCGUGACCCUAAAGAAUGGGCUGAGCCAUUGGAGUUCAAGCCCGAAAGGUUCCUAGAGGGUGAUAAGGUUGAUGUUGAUGUUAAGGGCAAUGACUUUAAGGUGAUACCCUUUGGUGCUGGACGUAGGAUAUGUGCUGGGAUGAGCCUUGGGCUUCGUAUGGUUCAGCUGUUAACUGCAACUCUGGUCCAUUCGUUUAACUGGGAGCUAGAAAAUGGGCUUAACCAUGAAAAGCUCAACAUGGAUGAAGCUUAUGGGCUAACAUUGCAACGGGCUGUGCCUUUGUCAGUGUACUCUAGGCCCAGGCUCUCGCCACAUGUGUAUGCAGCCUCUCAUUGAUUUUGAAGUUAAGCUAGUAUUUAGAAAGAUCCCUUUCUGAGACCAAAAAAGAAAGAAAGAUCCCUUUCUUCCUAUUAUUGAUGGUGAUCUUCCUAUAAAUAAUAAUAAGAAGGAAAGAUGAUGUUGUAGUGUACCAGUUUGUGAAGAUCCGGAAAGGGGAAAUGUGGUGUAUUUCAAACUUAGGAGUGUAUAAAAUCUAUUGAGUGUGGAACCAUUGCAUUUGUUUAAAAUUAUGGGCGUUUAUUUUUCAA
Messenger RNA from Lotus japonicus, 1864 nucleotides. RefSeq names its product flavonoid 3'-monooxygenase-like. The coding region runs from base 75 to 1613 and encodes 512 amino acids. The record is from RefSeq and is a predicted model, not a curated record. The transcript is spliced from 3 exons. Gene Ontology annotation, molecular function: monooxygenase activity; oxidoreductase activity, acting on paired donors, with incorporation or reduction of molecular oxygen; heme binding. Lineage: Eukaryota; Viridiplantae; Streptophyta; Magnoliopsida; Fabales; Fabaceae.